Messenger RNA from Pieris brassicae (large cabbage white), 6693 nucleotides. It is a transcript of the gene pcm, whose product is annotated as 5'-3' exoribonuclease 1. Gene Ontology annotation, cellular component: nucleus. The transcript is spliced from 34 exons. NCBI's taxonomy places the organism in Eukaryota, Metazoa, Arthropoda, Insecta, Lepidoptera, Pieridae. Gene Ontology annotation, molecular function: 5'-3' RNA exonuclease activity; RNA binding. The coding region runs from base 337 to 4779 and encodes 1480 amino acids. The record is from RefSeq and is a predicted model, not a curated record. Gene Ontology annotation, biological process: nuclear-transcribed mRNA catabolic process; rRNA catabolic process.
UAAUUGAUCUGUAUUCUCAUUGGACAAUGGACAUUUGUGUUGGAUAUAUUUUCAUAAUUUUUCGAAGUUCUUAGAAAACAUGAACAGGAUUUCAGAUGAAUAGAAAGUAGACUAACAAAUUUUUACGCGGGUAGUCUGCCUCUAAAAAUCCGCUUAGUUUGUAGAUUGCAUAAAGGAAAUGUACUAUAGCCUUUUUUAUGUCAAUAACGGAUAACCAACUCAACAGCAUAAAACUGUCUGGUUUUAAUUGGGUUAACUAAUAUUAAUAAAUAGAAUUAAGAGUAUCGUGAAGGCUGGUUACGUUAAGUAUUUUGAGAGUCGCAUUAACUAAGAAAUAUGGGUGUUCCGAAGUUUUUCAGAUAUACCAGUGAAAGGUACCCUUGUCUAAAUGAGUUGGUGAAGCAAUAUCAGAUUCCCGACUUUGAUAACAUGUAUUUGGAUAUGAAUGGCAUUAUACAUAACUGCUCACAUCCUGAUGACUCAAAUCCACAUUUCCGAAUCACGGAAGAGAAAAUAUUUAAGGAUAUUUUUCAUUAUUUAAGUAUUUUAUUUCAAAUUAUUAAGCCAAAGAAGCUUUUCUUCAUGGCUAUUGAUGGUGUUGCUCCAAGGGCCAAAAUGAAUCAGCAGAGAGGUCGACGAUUCCGAUCUGCAAGGGAAGCAGAAGAAUUAGAAGCUCAGGCUAAGGCUAAAGGAGAAGUACUGCCAACUGAAAAGAGAUUUGACAGCAACUGUAUUACACCUGGAACUGUUUUUAUGGCAAGGCUCCAUGAGCAAUUGAAAUAUUUUGUAAAAAUGAAGAUUACCAAGGAUCCAUUAUGGUCAAAAGUUAAAGUGAUUUUAUCUGGACAUGAGACUCCCGGAGAAGGUGAACAUAAAAUUAUGGAUUAUAUUCGUUGGGCUCGUUCUCAACCAGACUAUGACCCAAACACUCGCCAUUGUUUGUAUGGACUUGAUGCCGAUCUCAUUAUGUUGGGAAUGUGUACUCAUGAACCACACUUUGCUUUACUAAGAGAAGAGGUAAAAUUUGGCAAAACAACCCAAAAAGCGACCAGCCCUGAAGAGACCAACUUCUACCUUUUGCAUUUAUCUUUACUCCGAGAGUAUUUAGAACAGGAAUUCAUAUCUAUAAAAGAAAAUCUUCCAUUUAAAUAUGACAUUGAGAAAAUUGUUGAUGAUUGGGUCUUAAUGGGCUUUCUGGUUGGAAAUGACUUUAUUCCCAACUUACCGAAUAUGCAUAUAAGUAAUGAUGCAUUGCCACUAUUGUAUAAGACAUAUAUGACUGUUCUACCUACUUUAGAUGGAUAUAUAAAUGAAGCCGGUGACCUGAACCUCGCUAGGUUUGAAGUGUUCAUGCAAGAGUUGGCCAAAAUAGAUAAAGAGAAGUUUCAAGAUACAUAUGCAGACCUGAAAUAUUUUGAAAUGAAAACUGGAAGACGGCCUAAUGCUAAUGAGAGAAAAGAGUACAAACCAAACAAUGAUGACACGUUCAACGUAAACUUAGACGAUAUAAAGGCAAACAAACCAGAUGAUGAGUUACAAGCUCUCAUCAACGCUACACAAGAAAUGUUCUUGGACGACGUCGCAGUUGAUGAUGAUGAAUAUGAAGAAACAAGUGACGAGGAGGCAACCAUUGAAAUGGAGUUCAUAUUACACAAAAAGGACUAUUAUAUGAACAAAUUGGAUUAUUCUAAAGUUACUGAUGAAGUACUAGCUGACCAAGCCGAAGGCUAUGUGCGUGCGAUACAAUGGAACCUAUUCUAUUACUAUAAGGGGUGUCCCUCCUGGUGCUGGUAUUAUCCGCACCACUACGCACCAUAUAUAUCAGAUAUUAAGGGAUUUAAGGAUUUGAAAAUUGAGUUUGAGUUGGGCGAUCCGUUUAAACCAUUUGAACAGCUGUUGGCAGUAUUACCAGCAGCAAGUAAGCAUCUCCUACCGACUCCAUUCCAUGACCUGAUGACGGAUGAGGAUUCACCAAUCGUACAUUACUACCCCAUACACUUUGAAACAGAUCUGAAUGGAAAGAAGAACGAUUGGGAGGCUGUUGUCUUGAUACCAUUUAUUGACGAGGUCAAUCUCUUAUCAGCGAUGUCGCCCUGUUAUCAGCGUUUGACGGAAGAAGAGCUUAAGCGUAAUAUGCACGGACCUAUGCUCGUAUAUAACUGGAGUUCUACAUCUGUAGGUACAGCGCAGGCACCUGACUUUUUCCCACCAAUAUCCUGUCAUGCAAUAGAACAGGCUGUAUUCCGGACAGAACUGGAAGUGAGCGAAGAGAACCUAAAAAGAGGAAUGUUGCCAAAUGCGCAGAGGGAUCUCUUGUUCCCCGGCUUCCCAACGAUGCGUCACUUGAAGUAUCAGACACAAUUAAGAAAAUGCAAGGUUAAAGUAUUCGACCAGCCCUCGCGCAAUGAGAACAUGAUAGUGCAAGUAUUGCCCGAAGAAGACACAAACCCACCUCUUCAGGAGUUGGCUCUUGGUUUACUGGGGAAGGUCAUAUGGGUUGGCUGGCCGCAUCUUACUAGAGCCAAAGUAAUAUCCGUAUCAAAUGAGAAAGCUCGUCUGCAUCACAACGACGCACAAACCCCAAUAGGUCUUCAUUACUCGACGGAACAAAAUACGGGAAACCUUCACAAACAAUGGAUCUCUGAGCGGUCUACUAUUAUUGAACAUAAUAUGAAUCGUCUAGGAAUAGAACUCGGUGACGUCACUGUGAUCGUGCAUGCCAAAAACUUAAAAGGUUAUAAAUACGUAAUUCGAGACAACGUCCGCAUGGCUAUGGAGGAGGAGUGGUGCGAUACACCUUGUGGGUACGCCUUUCAGGCUAUAGUGGCUAAUGCCAAGGCUUCAGAGCUGAAACCUCCUGCUAAAUAUCUCACUCCGACGGAGGCCUACCCCACGGGAGAUUCCGUGUUCCUAUUGACGCAGGGACAGUACUAUGGAUGUCUUGCAACGGUGGUAAAUGCGGACGCGGCUCGUAGCGGGCGUAUCAAGGUGUGCGUACGAGAGGCCACAGAACCCGUGCCACGGGCUCAAGCCGCCGCUUGCGCUUAUCGCUCCGCUAAUCACGCCGCUGCUGCUUGUGGUAUAUCUGCACAAAUGCUCUCGCGCAUAACAGGAUCGAUUCUCGUGAUUUCGGGAGUACGGAAUGACUUACCAACGGAGACACAGUCAAAGAUCAAUAUUGGACUCAAUCUUAAGUUUAAUAAAAAGAACCAAGAAGUAUCAGGUUACACCCGCCGGUGUAAAGUGACAAACUCAUGGACAUACUCGGAACGGUGUGUGGAGUUGGUGAAAAGUUAUGCUAGGGAAUAUCCAGAAUUGUUCGACAAACUUGCCUAUACAAUGAACCGGGAUGUAUUCUUUGAAGGCGAUUUGUGGCCUGAUGCAGUGGGUCAAAGUAAACCUCAAGAAGUCCAAAAAUGGCUGAAAACGCAACCCCAUAACGGUGCAGCACGCAGACAGUGUGGUUCCGAAGCUCUAGAGCCGGAGGAGAUGAAAGCUAUUUGGAACAAUUUAGAGAGACAGCUGAAAGAGAUGAGCAGUCAAAAAACUGUUAAUUUGAGUGUCAAGUGGAAUGUAUUGUAUAAGCCGGAAUUGCACGAGGGCAACAUAGCGCCGGAUUCACAUGCUGACUACAAAAUGUACGACCGCAUAGUAUGUGUUGCUCGUAAUAUAACUGUGCCGCUUGGGGCUAAAGGCACAGUAACAGCGAUCUAUCAACCAACUGAUGGCAAUACUGUGCGGCUAUCGGAUAAAAUGAACGCUCAACCUACGUAUCAGGUGAUGUUCGACGAACCGUUUGCAGGCGCCAUGUCUGAAGAUCUGUUUGAAGAAUCUAGAUUUUAUAGAAUGCUACCAACGAACAUGUUGAAUAUAUCCUACGGGCGUCAAAUCCGAAUUGAACAAACGGACAACAACGAAGAUACAAAUUCGUGGGGCUUCACACAACCGCUCGCUGUUCUUCGCAGAGACAACACACACCACUCCGCGUUCGCCAGUUAUAGUCCCCCGUGGGAGAUGAAGCCAGCUACUCCGGAAGCAAAAACACCAGAGGCGACUAAUGGCGGACAUAAGGAAGAUCCGACGACACUCUUGAGAAGUCUCCUGAAAAUAAGUGAAAAUGCAACAGACCAGACAAAACAGAAUAAGAACAAGGAUGAGGUGAACUCCAAUUGGAGAAGUAAGGACAAACAACAGUCAGUACCCCAAGCGAACACUGUACAUCCGUUUUGGAAUUUUUUGUCUGGGACUCAGCCACAAAAUUGGAGAAAGGAUACUGAAUACAGACCCCCAGUGCCUCAUAGCGAUUGGGUGAAUUCCAACUCUAAUUAUUACAAGAAUCAACCACAAGCACCUCCAUUCGUCCCUUUUGCUCCACAAUAUCCGCCCCCGCAGUAUCGUCCCAAGAACAAUUUCCCAAAACAUUUGCCCAGCGUGAGCAAUUUACUUCCCAGUUGGACGCAGAACACUCCAGCGCCAUUCCAGCAUAACCAAGCGAAUGAAAUCCCAUCAAAUGGCCAAUCCAACCAAACCAACCAAUCACGGACUAACCAGGGCGUGAAUAACCCUUUCGUGCCUUUACAAGUGCAGACUAGUCAAAGACGAGCCCACAAUGUCAACCAGCCUCCUCGUAACAUGGAGAGUCAGCCACCAACACAAUCAUCGCUACCCAAGCCUCAGCCUGUUGUGCCUCAGGCACCACAGAAUAAUCAACCUCCAACAAAUAGGACUAAAAAGAGGAAACCCAGAAUAGCGGCCAAUCUACCUUUUCAGUAUGACUGAAUAUGUCAACUGUCAGUUGUCAAAUUCGAUCGAUUAAAAGUACAUUAUAAUAAGAUCAAAGAUGUGACUCAACAUAUUUUAAAUAACUUUUAAACUAUAAAAAUUAUAUUUUAGAUAUGUGAAUGUAUUAUGUCAAAACUAUUUUCUUUGUGACAAUUGACAAUCAAGACUUGAUGAUGAUUAAUGUCACGAAUAUUUUUAAUAUCUUGUUCUUUGUUUAUAUCAAACGAAUUUAUGAAUUUGAGUCGGUUUUUAAUAAUUUUAUAUUAAAUGCGAUAUUUUUUAUGGCGUUCAAUAUACAAAAUGACUAUACGGAAAAUAUAAAUCAUUCUAUGAAACAGAUCUAGGGAAUAUGAAUUUUAAACCCUAAUAUAAUAAUUGAGGGAAAGUCGCAUUUCAUAAAAUAAUUAUUACCAACUAAUAUAUGAAAUUCAUUUGUUUUUGGACAAUUUUUAAUUACGAUAUAUUACGGUAAUCGAUUACUACGUUUAUUUACGUUCAAGUCUGAUAUUAAAUCUUGUCAAUGUGUUACAUAUUUUUAUAAUUUAUUUUUUUAAGAAAUUGUAUAUUUUAUUAUUGACGUGUUGAUGAUGACUAUAAAUAGUUCCUUGAUGUCUUAGAAAUUAAAUGUUGUGUGUGUUUAAGAAGUUAAAAAACAGUCAUCUUGUAAUAAUGUCAUAAUAUAUUGAAUAAACUGAUAUAUUCUAAAUAAGUUUAUUAAUUUGAUCAAGGGCUGUCUUCAUCUAGAUUCACAUACUUUAGUAAUGUUUGACACUCUUUUUAUACGAACAUGAUAAGGACAAAACAUUCAUUUCAUUUGAAGCUUUUUAUCUAAGGGCCCUAAACGUUUUUGGCCUUUGGGUACUUUGUGUAGGCGUACUACGCACUAAUGACAAUUGAAUCACGUGACCAAAUGUUAGCUAAUCACAGUCCCACAGAUCUAGAGGACCUUGCUCAAACGUGAAUAAUAACAUUUAAGUAUAUAAGUUGAUGUUAUAAUGUAUCUAGAUGUCUAUGCCCUCUUAAAAUUAAUAUAGGGAUAUAAAAUUGACAUAAUAAUAGUAUCAAUUUAAUUAGUGUUAUAUUAAAAUGUUUAUCGUAUAAAAUCAAGUGUAUAAAAAUAUUAAAAAUUGUUUUUCCGACAGUACAAUGUAUGUGAACUAAAAUAAAUGUAUAAUAAUGAUAAGUACAAUAGAAUUGUCAGCUGUUUAUUAUAUGCAUUACAUCACUGCCUUAUUUAACAUUAUUUUUACUUCCUUUUGAAAUAAAAUGACAAAACAAUCUUUAAGUUGUUGAGGCUUUUAUGAGACCGUGUGUUCGACAUAGUAUUAAAUGUGAAAUUUGUUUAACCAAACAUAAUCUUUAAAAGAAAUUAUUUAGUUACGUUAGUAGUUCAAUGAAUUAUAAUCCGGUUUCAAUGAAUUUACAUAAAAAUCUUUACAGCUCCUCCAGUACCUUGCAACUCAGAUGUUAUGAAAACGUAUGUUAUGUUACGUAAACGUAAAGUAUCAUUAAAAAAAGUUAAACAAUUUUACAUUGACGUAUAUAGGUUUAAUACUCUGUGAAUCUCCGGGUCGAUUAAACGCGGAUCGUUUGUUUGUCAUUGGUCAAACAGAAAGAUCGUGUCACGUGUCUAUGGUGAAACUGGGCUGUCACAAUCAGACGUUUCUUGUUUUCUUUUACAUAAGACAAGCUUAGUACAAUGAAUGCGCUUGAGUUUAAAUUAUCCCUAGUUUUUACUGCUAACUGGCUAUUUUAUAUUUUUUUGUGGUAUCCUUAUUCAUAAACGUACUACAUGCUUAUAUUGUGUUUGGAUUAAAUGGACAAAAGCAGGACUUUGCUUUUAGUACGUUUAUAAAUAACUGAAAGUACAAAAGUUGUAUUUUUGUUUUUUAGAAUGAAAUAAAGUUUUGA